UAAAAAUCUGUAUAUUAUCUACUCUGAUUUCAAUGCGAAAAAUUAAAUAGAAACACAGCUUCAUUCAAAUCUGAAGAUUAUUUAUAGAUACAAUAAAACCCUGGCAUCAUCAAAAUGGUUCAAUGUUCAAAAUUUAAGCCUGAAGUUUUUGGUUGUCUCAUGAUUUCUAUUCUGUGCCUGGCUUUAUUUAUGACAUCAGUAAUAACUAAUGAAUGGGUCAAGGGAAAUGCUUCAAAUGCAGAAGAUUCAGCUGAUUAUAUAACAGUCAACUUUGGACUCUUCUCAGGACAUAAGGAGAAGAAUAGAGGAACAAAAAUUAACACAGAUCUGUCAGUUGUUUGCUACGAGGGUGUGUGUAUGUAUUCCUGCGGAGGGAUUGAAGAUAUUAAAGAUAUUCUCAAAGGAAAGAACUCCUCAGAGGACACCUCGUCUGGAGAUAAUAUCUGUAAGGAGAAAGGCUGGGAAAAUGAGGCUAAUUCUGCAGGAAUAGAUACAAACGGACCAAUAGCUGAAAAUAUGAUCAAGUUCGGACUCUGGCUUUCCACAAUCAUCUUCUUCUUCAUUGGUCUCACCUUCUCCCUCAUCAACAUAGUCUUAGUUAUUUUGAACACAGCUCAUAACCCAGUCAGUUCAAUUCUUGGAAUUGAUGGGCUUGUCAUUUGGAAUAUUGGAUCUUCUGUUUCUUAUUUACUAGUUCUAAUUCUAUGGGGAGCAUUGUUUAGUUCAAGGAUAAGUGAGAACCUUUGUAUCAGUGAAACUCUACGAGUAAAUGGUCUUCAAUGGUCUUCUGCUGGCCAGAGUUCACUAGGAUACAGCUAUUGGCUUGUUUUUCCCACAAUGAUUUUACAUAUGGUUAAUGCUGGAAUUCUUGGAUACAGGCAGUAUGCUAUGUAUUAUGCUCCUAAGUCAAGAAAUGCAAAGAAUCUACAAAUGAGAGUUCAAGAGUCAGCUGAUGGGAAGGAUAUGCUCUACUAGUUAGUAUUGAACUGGUCUAUCAAUUAGUUAGUAUUGAACUGGUCUAUCAAUUAGUUAGUAUUGAACUAGUCUAUCUACUAGUUAGUAUUGAACUGGUCAAUCUACUAGCUAGUAUUGAACUGGUCUAUCUACUAGUUAGUAUUGAACUGGUCUAUCUACUAGUUUGUAUUAAACUGGUCUAUCCACUAGUUAGUAUUGAACUGGUCUAUCUACUAGUUUGUAUUGAACUGGUCUAUCUACUAGUUAGUAUUGAACUGGUCUAUCUACUAGUUAGUAUUGAACUGGUCUAUCUACGAUGUACACUUUACAGUCUCAUGCCUUCUCUGUACAUAAAGUACGACUACGUUUGGCUUUAUGUUGUUUAGCAUUUAAUAUUUAAGGCAUGUUCUUUAUUUAAAAUAGUGAAAAAAAAACUUUUCUUUUGAUAUCCAACUUUUCAGGGUUUUUUUUUCAGAUCCUCAAAAAAUAUUGGAUUUAUUAAAAAUAUUCACCCUGUUGAAAUGUGCAAGUACUUCCAACAAAUCUGUUCCAUCAUUUGUUUGCCUUUAAAAUGUGAUUUAAAGGUUUAACCAUAUUAGAUGACGACUUUUAUUUCUAAUAGAUGUUUCUGUACAGACCCUAAAUUAUUUUUUAUAUGUAAUAGCGAAUUGUUUAUUUAGGUUUUUAAUUAUUUACUAUGUAUUUGUGCGCUUUGCACCCCUCUUUGUUUUAUUAAUUUCAGCUGGUAACAUUUUUUCUUUCACUUUUUAUUAAACCUAUUAGUAAGUCAUGAAACGUAUUAAAGAAGACGAGAACACGUUUUUCAAUUCUAGCUGUUUUUCUGCUUUCAUAGUUCAUACCCCGAAAUACACAUUUGCAAACCA
Messenger RNA from Eurytemora carolleeae, 1838 nucleotides. RefSeq lists its product as uncharacterized. The transcript is spliced from 10 exons. Bases 115 to 975 code for a protein of 286 amino acids. The record is from RefSeq and is a predicted model, not a curated record. NCBI's taxonomy places the organism in Eukaryota, Metazoa, Arthropoda, Copepoda, Calanoida, Temoridae.